This is a messenger RNA of Orbicella faveolata, 1284 nucleotides long. RefSeq names its product laminin subunit alpha-2-like. NCBI's taxonomy places the organism in Eukaryota, Metazoa, Cnidaria, Anthozoa, Scleractinia, Merulinidae. Gene Ontology annotation, biological process: tissue development; animal organ morphogenesis. The record is from RefSeq and is a predicted model, not a curated record.
AUGAAGCUGCGGAUUAACACUGUCACAAACUUGACCAAUCAAGCUCUUGUUCUGAUAAAUCAAACACAGAACCUAAUAAGCGAAGCAAGAGAUUUAACUGAUCAGGCUCUGCAGCUUCUUCAAACAGCCACCGGCAUCUUAAACACAAGCACACAACACGUUUCCAACGGUGAAAGCAACUACCAGAACGCUAGUGACCUUCUUAACGACUUGAAAACGCAUAUCAGCACUUUGGAGAACUCCCUGACAGUUACGGCACCAGAGUUAUCUGCAGCGAAUCAAAGUGUGAUGGAAAAUGCCACUAAACAUGCUGCUAAUCUCACUGCUGAAGCCAGACAAAGGCAAAGUGUGUUCAACACUACUCUGUCCCACGGAGCACGCGCAGUAGACGCUAUCAAAACAUUCGAAGAAGUGGUUGUACUGGGAAAUCAGUCACUGGAAACCUCGCAACAAGUCAACGAGUCUUUACAAGAAAUUAUGAACCGGCUGGAGAAUCUCACGCUAGUUAGCUCUGAUCUCCGAACAAGGGUUGUUACUUCUGAAGAUGAGAGCGAAACUCUCCUCAACAAUACUUUGAAAAGGGAUGCAGACUUACCAGGACUCCGUGCCAAUGUUUCCUCGUCAAAUCAGACUUACAUGAAUGCCGUUACGACUGGGACGUCAGUUGAUUCACUUUACAGCUCGUUACAAUCCAGCCGAGACUCCCUGGACCAAGCUGCAGAAGUCGGAAACAGUCCCCACUCCAUCGUGUCUGAUGCCCAGUCUUCUAGCGAUUACAUCGACGAGGCAAUAUACCGCUCGGAUCCAGUGAACAAUGGAGCACCAGCCCUAUUGGAUCAAGUGAACAGACUCGAGCAGAAAAUGCAGUCCAUUAAUGAAUCAACCGAGAGGGCUGCAGUGCUGACCAUUCAGGCAUUUGAAAAUGUGCAAAAUGUUAGUCGAUCAUUGGGGAGCGUGGACAAUAAAGUGCAGGAAGCGGACAGACUCAAGAAUAUAACAGCAAACUUACAAGCACAAUUGAGACAAAAUAUGUCAGCUCUAGAGGAAAAGCUGAGGAGAGCCAGAGAAUAUGUCGCCAAGAUUCGCCUUGCUUUGAAUGUUCAAGGAAGCACAACACUGCAAUACAGCCCUCCACCCCGCUUGAUAAACGAGACGAAGUACACUGAAAUCAGAAUGGAUUUCAGGGCUACACGGGUACAGGGCUCACUAUUUUACUUGUCAGAUGGAUCCAGUAGUGCGGUGAGCUGACAAUAUUUUAAAAUAAUUCAUAUCAUGAAGUUGAUG